Messenger RNA from Trichoplax adhaerens, 1614 nucleotides. RefSeq lists its product as uncharacterized. Bases 1 to 1614 code for a protein of 537 amino acids. NCBI's taxonomy places the organism in Eukaryota, Metazoa, Placozoa, Uniplacotomia, Trichoplacea, Trichoplacidae. Gene Ontology annotation, molecular function: CoA-ligase activity. The transcript has 8 exons. The record is from RefSeq and is a predicted model, not a curated record.
AUGGCGGAAGAACACAUCAUAUCCAGUCCGUUAUCCAAUGUUUUUAUACCUUCACACUUAAACAUCUAUCAGUUUUUCUGCGAAAACUUCGAUCAAUAUGGUGAUAAACCGGCAAUUACUGAUGCCCAUUCCGGUCUAACUCUUACAUACAAAAUGCUAAAACAACAAAUUCGACAAUGUGGCUCUGCUCUCAGGCGUGCUGGAUUUAAAAAGGGCGAUAUCUUUGCCAUUUAUAGUCCAAAUCAUCCUCAGUAUCCGGUCCUAAUUUUUGCAGUGGCAGCUAUUGGUGGCAUUGUAUCAACAAUUAAUCCUUUAUUUACUGCAGAAGAGGUCAUACAGCAAAUGAAAUUAUCCUCUGCGAAAUAUCUAUUAGCUCAUUCAUCAAAUGCGGCUAAUGCAAUCAAAGUGGACAAAACACUAAAUUUACGUGGACUGUAUGUAUUCGGUGAAGAGAAAGGAGUAACCUCAUUUGAUACAUUAAUUCAAGAUGAUGGAGCGUUCUUCAAGCCUGAUGCAACUAUUGAUCCAAUCAAUGACGUUGUUAUGCUUCCUUAUUCAAGUGGUACGACUGGAAUUCCGAAAGGUAGUGUUAUGUUGACACACUACAACUUGAUUGCCAAUUUCGCGCAACUAAUUCAUCCAGAUGUCAAAGUUUUCGAUAGUGAUGCUCCAGUUUUGGCUUUAUUGCCAUUCUUUCAUAUCUACGGGUUAGUAGUUAUAUUGCUCGCCGGAUUGAGAGUGGGGGCACAUUUAAUAAGCUACUUAAGAUUUGAACCCGAAGUUUUUUUGCAAUCGAUCGAGAAAUAUAAGAUCAAAUAUGCUCCUCUUGUACCGCCGUUGUAUGUAUUCUUGGCAAAAACGCCACUGGUAGAGAAGUACGAUUUGUCAAGCUUGCAGGAAACGAUGUGUGGAGCUGCCCCACUUGAUUAUGACCUUAGCCAGACUGUUAGAAAGCGCGUUGGGUUAUCUCUAGUUCGACAGGUCUAUGGGAUGACUGAACUUAGUCCUCUUUCGCACAUGGGUAAAAGAUCCGACAAGGACAAAUUAGGAGCGAUUGGUAUUGUUGUUCCUAAUACGAAAGCCAAGGUUGUUGAUAUUGAAACUGGAAGAUCAUUACCAGAACAUCAACGCGGAGAACUAUGUAUUCGUGGUCCCCAAGUGAUGAAAGGUUAUUUGCGAAAUAAAGAAGCUACAGAUAGGACUAUUGAUAAGGACGGUUGGUUACAUACUGGAGACAUUGCAUAUUAUGAUAAGGAUGGCUACUUUUAUGUUGUCGAUCGAUUGAAAGAGCUAAUCAAAUAUAAAGGCCAUCAGGUAGCACCAGCUGAGCUAGAAGCAUUAUUGUUAACAAAUCCUAAAGUAGCUGAUGUUGCUGUUAUUGGUCGGCCAGAUGACGAUGCUGGAGAAUUGCCGAUGGCUUUUAUUGUUAGAAGUGGUGAAAUAACCAAACAGGAAAUUAUCGACUUUGUUAAAGAUAACGUCAAUCCGCAAAAGUACUUGCGAGGUGGAGUAGAGUUUCUAGAUAUCAUUCCUAAAUCGGCAAGUGGUAAAAUCUUACGAAAUCAGCUGAGAAAGCGCAUUAAGGAGUCAACGAGCCUACACAGUAAAUUGUAA